Molecule: messenger RNA, 1332 nt
Organism: Erpetoichthys calabaricus (reedfish)
Lineage: Eukaryota; Metazoa; Chordata; Cladistia; Polypteriformes; Polypteridae
Exons: 2
Coding region: 13-795 (260 amino acids)
Source: RefSeq, a predicted model, not a curated record
UUUGCCAAAAGGAUGGACAUGGCUGUGAUGAAUACGUAUUUUAAGAAGAGGGAGGAACAUAGGGUGACGUACAAGAGUGGAGGAAGAUGCAGACAGGUAGAUUACAUCCUGUGCAGAAGAAUCAAUCUGAAGGAGAUUGAAGACUGCAAAGUAGUGGCAGGGGAAAGUGUAGUUAAGCAGCAUAGGAUGGUGGUCUGUAGGAUGACGUUGGAGAUCAAGAAGAGGAAGUUGAAAAAGGAAGACUGCAAGGUUGAGUUUAGGGAGGAGGUGAGACAGGCACUGGGUGGUAGUAAAGAGUUACCAGACAGCUGGGCAACUGCAGCAGAUGUAGUAAGGGUAACAACAAGAAGGGUGUUUGGUGUGAUAUCUGGACAGAGGAUGGAGGAAAAGGAAAUCUGGUGGUGGAAUGGGGAAGUACAGGAGAGUAUACAGAGGAAGAGGAUGGCAAAGAAGAAGUGGGAUAGUCAGAGAGAUGCAGAAAGUACACAAGAGUACAAGGAGAUAAGGUGCAAGGUGAAGAGAGAGGUGGUGAAGGCUAAACAAAAAGUGUAUGAUGAGUUGUAUGAGAGGUUGGACACUAAGCAGGGAGAAAAGGACCUGUACCGAUUGGCUAGACAGAGGGACCGAGCUGGGAAAGAUGUGCAGCAGGUUAGGGUAAUAAAAGAUAAAGAUGGAAACAUACUCACAAGCGAGGAGAUUGUGUUGAGCAGAUGGAAAGAGUACUUUGAGAGGCUUAUGAAUGAAGAGAACGAGAGAGAGAAGAGUAAGGACAGCUAUGAACAGGAUGAAGAAUAGAAAAGCCGUUGGUCCAGAUGACAUACCUGUGGAAGCAUGGAGGUAUUUAGGAGAGAUGGCAGUGGAAUUUUUAACCAGAUUCUUUAAUGGAAUCUUGGAAAGUGAGAGGAUGCCUGAGGAGUGGAGAAGAAGUGUACUGGUGUCGAUAUUUAAGAAUAAGGGGGAUGUGCAGGACUGUAGUAACUACAGGGGGAUAAAAUUGUUGAGCCACAGCAUGAAGUUAUGGGAAAGAUUAGUGGAAGCUAGGUUAAGAAGUGAGGUGAUGAUUAGUGAGCAGCAGUAUGGUUUCAUGCCAAGAAAGAGCACCACAGAUGCCAUGUUUGCUCUGAGGGUGUUGAUGGAGAAGUAUAGAGAAGGCCAGAAGGAGUUGCAUUGCGUCUUUGUGGACCUGGAGAAAGCAUAUGACAACGUGCCUCGAGAGGAGUUGUGGUAUUGUAUGAGGAAGUCGGGAGAGGCAGAGAAGUAUGUAAGAGUUGUACAGGAUAUGUACAAGGGAAGUGUGACCAUGGUGAGGUCUGCGGUAAGAGUGACGGAUGC